Messenger RNA from Spea bombifrons (plains spadefoot toad), 1264 nucleotides. RefSeq names its product DnaJ heat shock protein family (Hsp40) member B11 (gene DNAJB11). Gene Ontology annotation, biological process: protein folding; protein maturation. The coding region runs from base 159 to 1241 and encodes 360 amino acids. The record is from RefSeq and is a predicted model, not a curated record. Lineage: Eukaryota; Metazoa; Chordata; Amphibia; Anura; Pelobatidae. Gene Ontology annotation, cellular component: endoplasmic reticulum. Gene Ontology annotation, molecular function: misfolded protein binding. The transcript is spliced from 10 exons.
CAAUGCAGACCAUCCAAGUGUAAUUGCAAAUUCUGUCAUUGGUGAAGUGAAUAGGAAACGCGGUUGCUGAGGGCUGGAAACCGGUUUCAUGCGGUGAAGGAUCUACAUUCAAACGGAUCAGCGGCAUUAGGUUUCCGAACACCGGGCAGCUUUGAGCCAUGAGGUUCAACUAUGUAUCAGUGAGCAGCUUGUGCCUCCUUGUCGUGUAUCUGGCCGACAUUGCUAUUGCUGGCCGUGACUUUUAUAAGAUCCUGGGGGUGUCUCGAGGAGCUACUGUAAAAGAAAUAAAAAAGGCAUAUCGUAAGUUGGCAUUGCAGCUACAUCCUGAUCGAAAUCCAGACGAUCCUCAAGCGCAAGAAAAAUUCCAGGAUCUGGGUGCUGCCUAUGAGGUGCUUUCUGAUGAAGAAAAAAGGAAACAGUAUGAUGCGUAUGGAGAAGAAGGUCUUAAAGAUGGCCACCAAAGCUCCCAUGGGGAUAUUUUCUCCCACUUCUUUGGAGACUUUGGUUUCAUGUUUGGAGGUAAUCCACGACAGCAGGACAGGAAUAUUCCACGAGGCAGUGACAUCAUCAUUGAUUUAGAAGUUACAUUAGAAGAAGUGUAUUCGGGGAACUUUGUAGAAGUAGUAAGAAAUAAGCCUGUAGCUCGUCAGGCACCAGGCAAGCGUAAAUGUAACUGUCGUCAAGAGAUGAGAACAACACAACUUGGUCCAGGACGCUUUCAGAUGACACAGGAGGUUGUCUGUGACGAGUGUCCCAACGUCAAACUUGUAAAUGAAGAGCGGACUCUAGAAGUAGAAAUUGAACCAGGAGUGCGAGAUGGCAUGGAGUAUCCCUUCAUCGGAGAAGGUGAACCACAUAUUGACGGAGAACCUGGAGACUUGCGUUUUAAAAUCAAAGUUCUUAAACACCCAAUAUUUGAAAGAAGAGGAGAUGAUCUGUAUACAAAUGUAACUAUAUCUUUAGUUGAAGCACUUACUGGAUUUGAAAUGGAUAUUUCCCAUUUGGAUGGCCACAAGGUUCACGUAGUGCGUGACAAGAUAACCAGACCUGGAGCAAAACUUUGGAAAAAGGGAGAAGGUCUGCCAAAUUUUGACAAUAACAAUAUCAAGGGUUCUCUGAUUAUCACUUUUGAUGUUGAAUUCCCCAAAGAACAGUUAACAGAUGAACAGCGGAAUGGUGUGAAACAGCUGCUGAAGCAAGGAUCAGUACAGAAGAUUUAUAAUGGGCUUCAAGGAUAUUAAAAGGCGUUUACAAAAAAAAAAAA